Molecule: messenger RNA, 7885 nt
Organism: Mus caroli (Ryukyu mouse)
Lineage: Eukaryota; Metazoa; Chordata; Mammalia; Rodentia; Muridae
Gene: Lrrc8b
Product: leucine rich repeat containing 8 VRAC subunit B
Molecular function (GO): protein binding
Source: RefSeq, a predicted model, not a curated record
CACAGAAUGCAUAAACAGUAUGGUUGCAGAGCCUAUAAACAGCAUGGUUGCAGACCCCAUAUGCAGCAUGGUCACAGAAUGCAUAAACAGCAUGGUGCCAGAGCCCAUAAACACCAUGGUUGUUAAACCCUUAAACACCAUGGUUGCAGAGCCUAUAAGCAGCAUGGUUGUAGACCCCAUAAGCAGCAUGGUGGCAGAGCCCAUAAGCAGUAUAGUUGCAGAGCCCAUAAACAGCAAGUUUGCAGAGCCCAUAAGCAGUGUGGUUGCAGAGCCUUUAAACAGCAUGAUGCCAGAGCCCAUAAACACCAUGGUUGCAGACCCCAUAAGCAGCAUAUUUGUUGAACCCUUAAACAGCAUGGUUGCAGAGCCUAUAAGCAGCAUGGUAGCAGACCCCAUAAGCAGCUUGGUGCCAGAGCCCAUAAACAGCAAGUUGGUAGAGCCCAUAAGCAGCGUUGUUGCUGAGCCCAUGAACAACAUGGUUGCAGAACACAUAAACAGCAUGUUUACAGAGCACAUAAGCAGCAUGGUUGCAGAAUGCAUAAACAGCAUGGUCGCAGAACACAUAAGCAACGUGAUUGCAGAGCGCAUAAGAAGCAUGGUCAUUGAGCACAUGAGCAACAUGAUUGCAGAUCAUAUGAGCAGCAUGGUUGCAGAGCCCAUAAGCAACAUGAUUGCAGAGCACAUAGGCAACAUUUUUACACGGCAUAUAAGCAGCAUGUUUACAGAGGACACAAGCAGCAUGUUUACAGAACACAUGAGCAGCAUAGUUGCAGAGCACAUGAGAAGAAGCAUGGUUGCAGAACACAUGAGCAGCAUGGUUGCAGAGCACAUGAGAAGCAUGGUUGCAGAGCACAUAAGCAGCAUGGUUGCAGAGCACAUAAGCAGCAGCAUUGUUGCAGAGCCCAAGAAAUGAUACCUUGUAUUUAUGUCAGAAGCAAAACCAACAAGAAUGAGUUUUAACAAUACCUUGCUCUACCAAGCCAUGGUACUUGAAUUCUUACUGUGCCUGGGAUUGCAUAGUAAGUGUAAACUUCUCAGCAGAAUAAAGAUCCAAUAGGAUCCCCAGCCGAACAGUUCAGAGAAAUGGGAUCUGUUAUCUAAGAAGCCAAAGCCACAUUUCCCCCAAAGCCAGUCAUUACGGAUUGGAUUGCCAUUGUCUUUAUGAGAACAUUUACUAGCACGGACAGGAUAGCUUCACUCUGUUCUCCACUCAACAGGGCUGGAGUUCCUUGCCCCCUCCCCCUCUGCACUCUACCAGAAACUGACUGAGACAGAUGCAGAUACUUACAGACAAGCAAUGGACUGAGGUCGGGGAACCCCCAUGCAGUGAUUUUUAUAGAAUGAAACUUCCUAAUGCCUAAACUGGCAUUCCUCGGAUCAAAACUACUUGCAGAGUUUCCGGUUGACCAGCAUUCAUAGGAAUGAAGACAAAGUCAGAGAUGGUGUGUCUGAGAAACUUCAAAAGGUGUAGACCUCCCGAUUGAAGCAUACCUGAUUUGGUUCAUUUUCCUUCAUAAUACCUCUCCUCUCUACAAGGGAGUCAUGAUUACACUAACAGAGUUAAAAUGCUUAGCGGACGCCCAGUCAUCCUACCACAUACUGAAGCCAUGGUGGGAUGUCUUCUGGUAUUACAUCACCCUCAUCAUGCUGUUGGUGGCUGUGCUGGCCGGAGCCCUGCAGCUCACCCAGAGCAGGGUUCUGUGCUGUCUUCCCUGCAAGGUGGAAUUUGACAAUCAGUGCGCAGUGCCUUGGGACCUCCUGAAAGCCAGCGAGAACGCAUCUUCUAACUCGGGCCUGCUGCUCCCACUGCCACUACGGAUCCAGAACGACCUCCACCGGCAGCAGUACUCCUACAUCGAUGCUGUCUGCUACGAGAAACAGCUCCAUUGGUUCGCCAAGUUUUUCCCCUAUCUGGUGCUUCUGCACACCCUCAUCUUCGCAGCCUGCAGCAACUUCUGGCUUCACUACCCCAGCACCAGCUCGAGGCUGGAACACUUUGUGUCCAUCCUCCACAAGUGCUUCGACUCUCCGUGGACCACACGCGCCCUGUCAGAGACAGUGGCGGAACAGUCAGUGAGGCCCCUGAAGCUCUCCAAGUCCAAAACCUUGCUCUCAACCUCAGGGGGCUCCGCCGACAUUGACGCCAGCAAGCAGUCAUUGCCCUACCCACAGCCAGGCUUGGAGUCGCCUGGCAUAGAAAGCCCAACUUCUAGCGUCCUGGACAAGAAGGAGGGCGAACAAGCCAAGGCCAUCUUUGAAAAAGUGAAGAGGUUCCGCCUGCAUGUGGAGCAGAGGGAUAUCAUCUACCGGGUGUACCUGAAGCAGAUAAUCGUUAAAGUUAUCCUGUUUGUCCUUAUUAUAACCUACGUCCCCUACUUUCUCAGCUACAUAACUCUUGAAAUCGACUGUUCGAUCGACGUGCAGGCAUUUACAGGCUAUAAGCGCUACCAGUGUGUCUACUCUUUGGCAGAAAUCUUCAAGGUCCUGGCUUCCUUUUACGUCAUUCUGGUGAUGCUUUACGGCCUCACGUCCUCCUACAGCCUGUGGUGGAUGCUGAGGAGUUCACUGAAGCAGUACUCCUUUGAGGCUCUCAGGGAGAAAAGCAACUACAGCGACAUCCCCGAUGUCAAGAACGACUUUGCCUUCAUCCUCCACCUGGCCGACCAGUACGACCCCCUGUACUCUAAGCGCUUCUCCAUCUUCCUGUCGGAGGUCAGCGAGAACAAACUGAAACAGAUCAACCUCAACAACGAGUGGACCGUGGAGAGACUGAAGAGCAAGCUCGUGAAAAACUCGCAGGACAAGGUCGAGCUGCAUCUCUUCAUGCUCAACGGUCUCCCGGAUAACGUCUUUGAGCUGACAGAGAUGGAAGUGCUGAGCCUGGAGCUCAUCCCCGAAGUCAAGCUGCCGGCUGCUGUCGCUCAGCUCGUCAACCUCAGGGAGCUCCACGUGUACCAUUCGUCCCUGGUGGUCGACCACCCCGCCCUGGCCUUUCUAGAGGAGAAUUUAAGAAUCCUCCGCCUGAAAUUUACCGAGAUGGGGAAGAUUCCACGCUGGGUGUUCCACCUGAAGAACCUCAAGGAGCUGUACCUGUCGGGCUGCGUUCUCCCGGAGCAGCUGAGCAGCUUGCACCUGGAGGGCUUCCAGGACUUGAAGAACCUAAGGACCCUCUACUUGAAGAGCAGCCUGUCCCGGAUCCCUCAGGUGGUGACAGACCUGCUGCCCUCCCUGCAGAAGCUGUCCCUUGAUAAUGAGGGAAGCAAACUGGUUGUGCUGAACAACCUGAAGAAGAUGGUCAAUCUGAAAAGCCUGGAGCUCCUCAGCUGCGACCUGGAGCGCAUCCCCCACUCCAUUUUCAGCCUGAACAACCUGCACGAGCUGGACCUGAAGGAAAACAACCUCAAGACCGUAGAGGAGAUCAUCAGUUUCCAGCACCUUCCGAGCCUCUCCUGCCUGAAGCUCUGGCACAAUAAUAUUGCUUACAUCCCCGCGCAGAUCGGAGCGCUGUCUAACCUGGAGCAGCUCUUCCUGGGUCACAACAACAUCGAGAGUCUCCCUCUGCAGCUUUUUCUAUGCACCAAACUACACUACUUGGAUCUAAGCUAUAACCAUCUGACCUUCAUUCCCGAGGAAAUCCAGUACCUGACCAAUCUGCAGUACUUUGCUGUGACCAACAAUAACAUUGAGAUGCUACCAGAUGGGCUGUUCCAAUGCAAGAAGCUUCAGUGUCUCCUCCUGGGAAGAAAUAGCCUAACAGAUUUGUCCCCUCUGGUGGGGGAGCUGUCAAACCUCACCCACCUGGAACUCACUGGUAACUACCUGGAGACACUGCCUGUGGAGCUGGAAGGGUGCCAGUCUCUGAAACGGAGUUGUCUGAUUGUCGAGGACAGUCUGCUCAAUUCCCUCCCACUUCCCGUGGCAGAACGCUUGCAGACCUGCUUAGAUAAAUGUUAACCUGAGGCCCCGGGGUAGGAAGAUGAACUUUCCUAAGUUAUCACGAUGAGAGAUGGCCGGUGACUCUGACACGCCAUAACCAAAAAUAUUACCAAAUAACCCAGUGUCCAAAUCAAGCAGUUAAAUAUCCACACCGGAGUUUUGUGAAUAACCGAUAUUUAAAUUAUUGAAAUGUAAAAAGUAUACACUGAAGGUGGAUUGAGGGGCGUGUCGUUACAGAAACCUUACCUUUCACGUCUUAUCUUCAGAACCCUGUCCCCACCUCCACCCCAACCCGUUGCUUAUUUGCAUACAUGCUUUCAUAGGACCUUGUAGUCUGAUAUUUAACUCCAUGAAGACUCGUCGGUAUAAAUCUCCUUGUCAUAUGCUCACCACUGGCUUUGAUUUAUAUUGUUUCUUUUUGUUUUUAAGCAGCGUGCAUCACGCUGGGCAGAAUUCCAUCUUGGCUGUCUUCUCUGCUCCUUUCUCAUUUUGCUGGAAUCUUCAUCCGGGUUUCUCUGAUAGUCCUGGGAAAGUGCUUACUACGUUUGGCGUUUGCCUAGAACAGGAGCCAGGGGUUCUAGGACGUGUGAUCUUCUGAGCACCCUAAAAAUUAAUGCAUUCUCAAAAUGUCUUCUGGUCUAUCAUCAGAGCCGUUUUUAAAUAUGUUAAAAUUUUUUAUAUGAAAUAUAAAAUAUUUUCUACUGUAUGAUCUCAGAUGCUACAUCUACGAGAACACCUUUUUGUAAGCAGUGAACAUGUGCAUCUCUGUAAGGAUUUAAUGAUUCUUAAUUUGGGCUGAUUAUGAUUCUCAUGUUUGUAUGCAUUCUGCUCCAAAAAUUUUUGUACUCUUGCAACUAAUUACUGCAACCAAUUUGGAUGACAAAAAGCCUUGUGUUUCGCUCCCUAACAUCUUUGAGGGUUUCCUCAUGAGAGGACAGGAGGGCCGCUGAAUCACCUACCUCUCCUUGCUGUUGUCCAAGAGUACGGGUACAACCCCUCAAUUACUUAAAAACUACCACCAAGGGGAGAGGGCAAGAUCUAGAUUGGAAAAUUGAUUGGAAAAUACUCUGUUAGAUGUAGGGUCCCCCCCCCCCAAUGUGCAUGAUCUCUCAAUAUGACGAUGAUAGAAGCUGUCUAUUCAGAAUCUGAGCCCAUGAAACUGACAUCUAUCUCAUAGGCUGCCUUGUGACCCCUGGAAUAAGUCAUGUUCCUCCUGACAAAGAGCUUUGUGUUUGGCCCUUUUUUUUAAUCAUGCGUAUUGUUGAAUAAAUAAAAUAGAUUGGCUUACACUGGGGAAGUGGACAUUGUAGUAUGUUUUUCUCUCAUAAGUCUAGGCAUUAUGAAACCACCUCCUUUUAGACAUAGCUGUCAAAUAAUCCAUUAACUGCAUCUACAAAAAAACUGGAAAACACUUCUAAGGAAUCUUCUAAACACAGAGCUGUGGCAUGUUGUUUUCUCCUAAUUAUUCUAGAAAGAUGAAAAUGUCUCUCAGUGGCCGUAUAUACCUGAUGUCUAGAGAAGAGAAUUUCAUGGAGGAAACCUGAGUAAAGUUAGUUACAAAGAAUAUACUGAAGGCCCUAAGCUGCCUAACACAUUAUGGAUAGACUAAAAGAGACAUAUUAGCAAAGCUUGCCUUUGUUAGAAUGUCCAAGUUCUCAGGGACCUAGGCAUAACUGGCUCUCACUGGGGCCUCAUGGACAGGCCCUGGCUUAGCCAGGCUUUUCUGAUUCUUACUGUUUUAAUAAUGUGAGCUGAUGGCUGACAUUUUCCAGUAAAAUCAUCACAUGGACCAAUUCCAAAGUUGACUGGAAUUGUCUGAAGUUUUGAACAUAAAUGUGAGUGAGGUUUCAAUACUAUCAAUUGUGCUUCAUAUGAACUAAAAAAAAAUCCCACCCUAACCAGUUCAGACUGUCUAAACCUCCCCCUGAUGAAGGAGAAAUUCCCUGUGCCUUUGUUUUCCAAUAUAUGCAUCAUUGGCUAACUGGUCUACCUCCUCAAAGCAGUUCCCUAGAUGGAUCAAUCAUGAGGUGUGAGCCGCUUUCAACACACAAGGCUGUUGUUACUGGUGGAAACCAUAUUGCUCUUGAUACAACAGUCUUAUAGUGUCUCUUGUAUUUAACACUGAUGCAUCAAUGUUGAGGUAGCUUUUCAAUCUAACACUAAGACAAUGGACAACACAUUUACCACCUGACAGAGAUCUAUCUGUGUUAGCACUGGCUUUACUAACCUAAGUGUUGAUAGUCACCUUACCGAAGAAAAUAGUCUUACAAAUUAUCAUGAGAUUAAAGUCUCAUGAUAAGAAUAUUCUUUCCAAAAGCCAAAUGUAGAGGGUCAAAAACAAAACUUUGGCCUAUACUAAAAUAAUAUGGGUUAAUUUGCAUACACACACAAAUACAGAGAAAGAUGUAUAGCUUCAGUUUUGCAAAUUUCAGUUUUCAAUAUGUUCUUCUGAAAAUUGCAGGAGGUUAAAGGUUAGUCUGAGGAUAGCAACUUUUUUAAUUCAUUAUUUUUAAUCACGAAGUAUUCGAUUUCCAUAAAAUCAAUUCCAGUUUGAGAAGAUGCCAUGUGUUCCCACAAGGGCAGAGUUUUCCCCUCAUCUACAUCAGGGUGGAUUUCUGCAGCAUAAUUAUACUGAAAUUUUUUUAACCUUCUGUGUAUUACCAUAUUUCUGUUAAUAAUAAACAGGUUGAAUCAGGGUACGUGAAAUUGGGCUCUCAGUGAUAAUGGCAAGCUCUAAUUCAUGUGCUGCAGUGUACUAAAGUGGUUUAUGCACAUGGCAUUAUUCUUUGAUGAUGAAAUGGUUCUGCUGAUGUUUCAUAAUUCUGAUACCAUGUUUAAUUAAAACAGCACAUGAUAUUGAUGGGUUCAUGAAAAUGGCCACUUACUCUGUGGAGUUGACACUGUUUCCUUACAUUUUUCAGUAAAUCCUUCCAUCUCUGCAGUCACGUGGCACUGGUCCAUCUGCACACUGUGUUUUGUCCUCACCCACCUCACUGAAUCUGAUGGACACUGUACAGUAGCAGUCUCUUAGUGCAGAAUUGUCAGUGAUGCCUGAGCUUGAUCAUCCCUGUUUAUAAGAAUCUAGCUUCUGGUCUCUGUUCUCAUUAACCGCAUAUUGCAUUAUAGAAUGAAAAAUAAGAGAGACUAAUUAGAGAGAGGAAGGAAGACUUAUUUUGCACCUUGAACUGAAUGAAAAGAAAAAAAGAUAUAUAUAUUUAGACAGUGUAAACAAACAACUGCUGCAGAAUGUUCUCUGUGUAAUAGUGUCUGGUGUGUACCUGUGUGCUGUGCUAAAUCAGGGGACCCUUUCUGUCUCUUGUCCAUGGUGUCUAUAUCCAGUGACAAGGGUCUGCCAUGUACCUUUUGCAAUGGACUUCAUAAACUGCAUUCUCUAAACCUUUUAUUUUUAAAUAUGAACAAUUUCAUAAACACUGAAGUAUUAACAGAUUAUAUGAGUCAGAGUAUUGAGCUGAGAUAGCUUCUAAUUGAACUUAAUUUUAUAUUUAAGUUUUGAAUUUAUCACAAAAUAUACCAUAGCUGAAAAAAGCAAUUAUGAAUGCCUUCUGCAUGUUCGUUAUUUCUAACAGACAUGGUGCAAUUGUUUUUAAAUACAGAAAGGUGUAGGGUUAGAAUGGGUGUGUCUGCACUCAUCUCUGUUGUCUGUCUGUCUUUAUAGUAACCCUGUUUCAUGCUAAGUAAAGGAUGAUCCGAUCUUGGGUGGAGAUGCUUUGUUUUGUUAGCUCCCAGUGGAGGCCGGCAUUUGCCCUUUUACCUUUUACCAUAUACUUGGAAAUGUGUAUCUGGAAUUAAUUACUAGAAAAUGUAUGAUUAUGUUCCAUGUUUUUGGCCCCUGGGUUCAAAUCCCUACAUUUGGUAGAUUUGGGUAAAUUUUGCUGUUUUUAAAGCAUCUUUUAUGUAAAAAGAUUACAUUUUUAUAAUAAAUGGCAAA